AUGUCAGACAUCCCCUUCACAUCUUCCUGUAGGAAAGAGGAAGAGGAGGAGAGGAGAAUGAUGAAGAAGAUUCCCCACCCUUCCUCCCACAUAGCACAGUACGAGAACAUCGUCCGUCUAGCGACUCCCAAAACCAGAGUUCGAAGCUCCCAGGAAGUGAGUUUUGCACACUCAGAGUUGUGUGAGUAUGACUGUCCUAUUUGGCACUUGACUCCCUGUGUGAGGAAUGCAGUCAUUUCACCCCGGAUCCUUCAGUUGGCCAACCCCAAAACCAACCACCCCAACUUCACCAGUAACAGACAGAAUGAACAGUUGUUUAUCUCGUAUGCAGCUAAAACAGCCAAGGUGACCCCCAGACUGGAGCUGCUCUCACUUCCCAAACUGAGAGAAAAUAGACACUUCUACGACUAUGGACGACCAGAGAGUCCCAUCCGACCUGUGACUAGAGGAGCAAGAAAUGCCAACGUGAGUGCUCGGAUCCAACGUUUAUCCACACCUAAACCCCUCUCUAAAGACUACAUCCCCCCCAGAGAACCAGCAUGGCUGUCCUAAGAUAAGAAGAGACCACAGAAGUAAAUAAAUAACUCCAGUGUGUGAAGCCCUGAAAAGGUUUCCGGCACAGUUAUUUUAUUUAGUCGUUUUUCAACGGUUACUUUUUUCCCCGUCAUACAUCAGAAACUUGCCGAUUGGACUCAAUUUGUCUCUCUUUCUUCUGGUUUUCUAAUCACCGAGAUUUUGUCUUGGAACUUGGAGUGAUUCUUGACUGAAUUAAGUAUUUUUAGCCUGCUGCCAAACCCGCCUGGCUCCUCAAAACAGAGUUUUGUGUUUUUGUGCUUGUGAAGUGUGUCCAGACUCUCUCUUCCUCACAUUCUGUCUAGCCAUCUCUUUGAAAGAGAAAAAAACUAUAAAAUAAUCAGCAUCUGGUUUAUAGAUCCCCUCCAGAUCAAUGUUUUGUAGGCCGGACUGCACAGUUCCCGAUGAUUUCACGGUUGUUUGCUCUCAUUUUCUCUUCAUGUUCUUUUACUUUUGCUUGAUGUACUGAAAAAAAAAAAAAAAAACAUGCUUCUCUUUCGUUUACCUCCCCUCUUUUUGUUUUUCAUUAUUUGGUACUUAUUUGGUGCAAGUUUAAUAUAAUAUGAUUUUUUUUACAUGUUUGCAUUCAUAAGUAGUUCAAAUGUUUAGUAAAACACCUGAAUACUUUCUUGGAGAGUUUUUUUGGGACACUUGGAUAAAAAACAAAAAGGCCACCAGCGUUACAGCUUUUUAUACCAUUGGACUAUCGACACAUUGUUAUUUAUUUAUUUUUUUUGACCCUACUUGUUUGCAUCCUGAGAUUUAUUUUGUCAAAAAAUAAAAAUAACAAAAAAGUUUACUUUGGACACCGACUUUUUGGUGCGUUUUCUCACCAGUGUCUUAAACUGA
Messenger RNA from Myxocyprinus asiaticus (Chinese sucker), 1422 nucleotides. RefSeq names its product testicular haploid expressed gene protein-like (gene spmap2l). The transcript has 4 exons. NCBI's taxonomy places the organism in Eukaryota, Metazoa, Chordata, Actinopteri, Cypriniformes, Catostomidae. The record is from RefSeq and is a predicted model, not a curated record. Bases 1 to 552 code for a protein of 183 amino acids.